AUGGAUAUCCGCACCAAGGGCCUCGUGGACAAGGAACGCCAGGUGGCUGUGCUGGCAGCAGAAGUGGAGCGCCUGCACGGUCGACAUGUUGCGGUCGAUGACAGGGGCCGCGACGGCAGCGGCGGCGCAGGGCCUCGCACCCCAGGCGCUGCCGGCCUGAUCUCUUCGAGGCUGGUGGCGUUCCACUCAGUGGCGGAGCUGGUGGAGCGCAACAGCCAGCUGCUGGCGGUGUCGCGCAGCCUGGCCGAGGACCUCGACGCCAGCAGGCAGGGCUUGGAAGCCAAAAUCGCAGAGGCGCGUGCGGCAGAGGCAGCCGACACAGAGCGCCGCAUCGCGGAGCUCACAGAGACGUGCGCGGCCCUCGCAGCCCAGGCCCAGGCCUGCCAGCGCACGGCAGACGAGGCGCUGCGGGACAGGCAGGUGCGCGAGGGCGAAGCCGGCCGCAAUGCGUCUGUCCCGGCGGCUGAGCUGCAGGCGGCGCGAUCCCAGGUAGAGACUCUCGAGGCAGAGGUGGCUCGGCUGCACAGCACAGCGGCGGAAAGCCAGGCCAGCCUGCAGAAGCAGCUUGACACCGCACUCGGCGCAGAGGCCGUGGCCCGCAGCAAUGCGGCCGCAGCUCGCGCGGAGCAGCAGCUUCUGGCAAAUGAGUCUGCAGAGCUGCACCGGCAGGUGGCAGACGCCCAGGCCCAGGCCGCACAGCUGUCGCAGCAGCUGAACGAGCAGCGCUGCAUGGUCGAGCGGCUGGAGGCGCAGCAGGAGCAGGCGGAGCACGACGUCAUCGCACAGCAGCGCCGUGUGGCUCUUUUGGAGGCACAGCUGGCUCACCUGCAGGUCCAGGCGACGCGAGCGGCAGACGCAGAGCGCGCGACUGCUGCCGAGCGGGAGACCAACCUGGGAGAGCUUCUGGCGGCCCGCACUAUUGACACAAUGAGGCAGGAGGCCCACAGGCGGGAGGUGGCAACCCUCCAGGACCGGAUCACUGUGCUGCAGGCAGAGGUGGUGAAGGCACAGGACGCGGCUGCACCCGACGCGCAGGCGGCAGAGCUGCAGGCCAGGGUGGCAGCGCUGGAGGGUGAGCUGGAUGCGGCGAUGCGGCGACGUGAGGAUGUGGAGGCGGUGCUGGCAGCCACGCGAGCAAAGCAAGGCCAGCUGGAGGGCGCAAACGAUGCGCUGCGUGCUGAGCGCGAGUCUGCAGCAGAACAGGACCGCAGGGCGGCCACGGAGGCCCAGGCAAUGGUACAGCAGCUGGAGCAGGAGAAGCGGGAGCUUGUUGCUGCGCGCGACACCACCCAGCAGGAGCUGGCUGAAGCCCAGGCGGCGCUUGAGGCUGAGCGAGCUGCAGCCAGUGAAUACAACGGGCGUUUGGCGCAGCACCUGGCCGAGGUGGAGCGGCUGGAGGCGGAGCUGGCGGCAGCUCACCGCAUCAUGGAGCGCGCCGAGGCCGCCAACAGCAAGCACACAGCAGAGCUGGGCGCUGAAAAGCGGCGCGCCGAUGCAGCGUUGGCCGACACCAUGGCGCUGCGUUCGCAGCUUGCGGAGGCGCAGCACACGGCGCGCUCUGCGAGGGCUGAGCUGGUGCGCGACAUGAUGGCGGCGACAGAGAGGGCGCGCGCCAGCGAAGCUGCGCGUGAGCACGCAGAGGCACGGCUUGUGAACGCUCUCAAGGGGCGUGACGCGCUACAGCGGCAGGUUGAGGAGCUGCUGGCGGGAUCGCAGUCUGCAGAGCUGCUGCCCAUCGCUCCGACUGGCGAGGGCCUGCUUGAGGCGCUGGAGGCGGCGCGGCAGGACAGGGAGCACCUGGAAUGCCGCGCGGCGCACCUGGCCGCAGAGGCCGCCAUGCUGACUCGUGAGAGGGCCCUCGUGAGGCAGGACCUGGAGGAGCUGCGCGCCAGGGUAACGGCGCAGGAGGAUGCGCAGUCUGCUGUGCUGAGUGCUGAGCAGAUGCAGGAUGCGGCUCGAGCCAAGGAGCAGCUCACCAGGUUGCGCGAGGCCCACGGCUCCCUGCGCGUCCGCGUAGCCGCCCUGGAGGAGGACGGGGUCAGGGCCCAGCGGGAGCUGGAGGAGGCCCGGCGCCAGGUCGCACCCCUGACGGGGCAGAUCCAGUGA
Messenger RNA from Monoraphidium neglectum, 2106 nucleotides. RefSeq lists its product as hypothetical. NCBI's taxonomy places the organism in Eukaryota, Viridiplantae, Chlorophyta, Chlorophyceae, Sphaeropleales, Selenastraceae. Gene Ontology annotation, molecular function: structural constituent of nuclear pore. The record is from RefSeq and is a predicted model, not a curated record. The transcript has 10 exons. Bases 1 to 2106 code for a protein of 701 amino acids. Gene Ontology annotation, cellular component: nuclear pore. Gene Ontology annotation, biological process: mRNA export from nucleus.